Molecule: messenger RNA, 1134 nt
Organism: Ilyonectria robusta
Lineage: Eukaryota; Fungi; Ascomycota; Sordariomycetes; Hypocreales; Nectriaceae
Exons: 3
Coding region: 1-1134 (377 amino acids)
Molecular function (GO): protein binding
Source: RefSeq, a predicted model, not a curated record
AUGCCUGGCUCCCUCGACAAGGAGAACGAUGGCCACGCCCACGUCGACAUCCAGAAUGACCUUCCGUCCCCACGAGCCGAAGGCGAUACCAGUCCCGUCCUGCGAAACAGCAAGGGCUGGGACGGCAAGUUGCGAGUCCCCAAGACGGCCCUCGUAGCGAACCCCGAGGCCCUGUCCGACCCGGAAUAUUCGGAUGACGAGAAUGUUUUGGAUGGAGGCGAGAUUGCCGCAGACGAAGACCUGCUUGAUGACGAGGAUCCUGAGACGGACGAAGUCAUGUGCUCCCACUCGCGAAUCGGCUCAAUAUCAUCACUCAAGCUCGAACGAUUCAAGAAUGCAGCCCGAGUCUGCCUGCGUCAGAACAGCAUCCAGGAAAUCGACGGCCUCUCGGCGCUCGCUACCACGUUGGAAGACCUCGACCUCUACGACAACCUUAUCGGCCACAUCCGCGGCCUUGACGAGCUGACAAAUCUAACGAGCCUCGAUCUCAGCUUCAACAAAAUCAAGCAUAUCAAACAUAUCAACCACCUAACGAAACUAAAGGAUCUCUUCCUCGUGGCAAACAAGAUUGGCAAGAUCGAAGGGCUAGAAGGGCUAGAUAAGUUAACGUCUCUUGAACUGGGAUCCAACCGCAUCCGGGAAAUCAAGAACCUCGAUACCCUCACCAGCCUUGAAGAGCUUUGGUUGGCGAAAAACAAAAUUACGGAAAUCGCCGGCCUCGGCGGACUGCCCAAUCUGCGCCUACUCAGUAUCCAGUCCAACCGCAUCACCGACCUAUCUCCCCUCAAAGACGUGCCAACGCUCGAAGAGCUGUACAUGUCCCAUAACGCUCUGGAGUCACUCCAAGGCAUUGAGAACAAUCUCAGACUCCGCGUGUUCGACAUCUCCCACAACAAGGUCUCCAGCCUCGAGGGCCUCGGCCCGCUGAAAGACCUGGAAGAGCUUUGGGCCAGCUACAACGUGAUUUCCGAUUUCGCCAACGUGGAGAAGGAGCUCAAGGAUAAGGAGCAGCUUACGACUGUCUACUUUGAGGGUAACCUGUUGCAACUCCGCGCGCCUGCACUCUACCGCAACAAGGUACGGCUGGCCCUGCCACAGGUGAAGCAAAUCGAUGCCACUUUCGUCAGAGUAUAG